Molecule: messenger RNA, 2387 nt
Organism: Stegodyphus dumicola
Lineage: Eukaryota; Metazoa; Arthropoda; Arachnida; Araneae; Eresidae
Biological process (GO): ribosome biogenesis; box H/ACA snoRNP assembly; pseudouridine synthesis
Cellular component (GO): sno(s)RNA-containing ribonucleoprotein complex
Molecular function (GO): RNA binding
Source: RefSeq, a predicted model, not a curated record
UUAGCACACUUGAUUUCUGUCCUCGUGAAAGCACAAACAACACAGCCGCCAUAUUGAUUCGAUCGUUUUUCUCCGCGGAAUGCUAGGUUCGAAGUGAUCGCUAUGAGAACGAUCGAUCGCGAGCUUAGAGUGAUCGUUGUGUUUCUGUUGAAUACCAAAACAGCAAAAUCAAUAGCAACUGAUGACGUGUGACGACUAACGAUCACUAAAUGUUUCAUUUGAAUGAAGCCUUAAGUCUACAUUCUGAUUUCUAUAUUCCUUUUCAUUAAAUUUCCAUUACUUUUUAGAAUCUGUUAAUCAUCAUGGGUUUCAACCAAAACAGAGCUCUUUUCAAGAGUCUUCUCUUGAAAAGCACAGUAGUCCAUAGGUGAAAUGUCAGAACUUCACAGGAAUUCAUUGAAAAGGCUGAUGAUGGUACUGAAGUUUCAAAAGCAGAAUUGAGUGAACAGAGUAGUGUGGAUGUUUCAGUUGCUCAGUGUGAGCAUUCUCCAACAAGCAUCAAAUUGAAUGGAAAUUCACAACAGAGUGAAUCUGAUUUGUGCAUGGAUGCAGAAGAUGAAAUAAAGGUUUUAGAAGAACCAGAGAAAAUGCUGCAAUACAAUAUUACUGUUUCAACUCUUAACUCAGGAUAUAAUGUUGAAAUAAGUUCCCAGUGUAAUGUAAAUGGAAUUUCAUAUCGUUGUGAGUCUGACUCUUGGACUGAAGAUGAAAGCUCUUCGAGUGAUGAUUCUUCAUCAGAUUCCUCUGAUUCUUUUUUUGACAGACUGCAUGAAAAUCAAAUGCCUACAAAAAUACCAAAUAUAAAGACGAAAGGGGAACUCGAUUUGGAUGACUUACCACCAAUUGAAGAUUUGCAGAUAUCUGUGUCAGAAAAGGAAAUGAAGAAGAUUGGUGUUGUUCAUGCUGUAGUUGAUAAAUUAGUUGUAAUUAAAGCCAUAAAGGAUAUGCAGCCAUUAGAUUUAGAUUCUGUGUUGUUUGUUUCAGCAGGAAAACCUCUAGGUCGAGUCUUUGAUGUUUUUGGACAAGUAGUUGAUCCAUUUUAUUGUGUCAGGUUUAACACGAGUGAAGACAUAAAAGAUAAAGGAAUUUCUAUUGAUGAUGAUGUAUUUUUUGCCCCAGAGAAAACAGAUAUAACAUCAUAUGUAUUUGUUGAGCAGCUGAAAAACCAAAAAGGGUCAGAUGCAUCUUGGAAAGACAAUAAUGAGCCACCUCCAGAGCACAUUGAUUAUUCUGACGAUGAACAAGAAAAUGCGGCUAAGAAAAAAAGAAGGGCCAAAGGUAGAGAUCGCGGAAGUGAUGAAAUUUUUGUUCUGCCUCGUAAAAUUCCUGCAAUGGGAAGAGACAGCCCAGUAUUCAUUCCUCCCCCUUAUCAAUCUGCUGGCAUACGAAACAAUGUUUUCUCCAGACAUUCCAAUACAAUGCCUUUUCAUUCAAAUAUGCAGCCAAACUCAUCUUUUGUUUCUGUCUCCAGGCCCCCAUCACAAUCGUUUUUAUCAUCCCCAAAUUUUACUUCUAUGCCGCCUAAUUAUCACAGUAUUCCUUCUCCAUGUUUCAGCCCAAGAUUUUCACCUAGUUUGGGCUCAAGAUUUUCACCUAGUUUGAGCUCAAGAUUUUCACCUAGUUUAAGCCCAAGAUUUUCACCUAGUUUAAGCCCAAGAUUUUCACCUAGUUUAAGUCCAAGAUUUUCACAUAGUUUCAGCCCUGCACCUACAGCACAGAAUUCAUUUCAAGUGCAUUCGCCACUGCCAUCACCAACACCAUUUCAUCUACAACAACAUAUCGUAUCAUAUCAGUCACAAAAUGCUUUACAUCCUCCACUGCAACCCAAUUAUCAGCCUCCUCGGUUUGGCCAGUUCUCUGGAUUAGCGUCACCCUCUCCAGCACUGCAGUCUCCAAUAUCCUACAACUCUCAUGUAUUGAGACCUGCUUCACAUUUGCCUGGUAUGAGUCCUUGCACUAAUUAUUUUGCUCCAGAUAUAAGUUCACCCCCACCUCCCUUGUCUGGACCAAUGCCAUUGAAUUCACAGUGGUUUCAGAACCAGUCCGUAAGGAUACCAAAUUCACAUAAUGUACCUCCUAAUACACCUUUAAGCAUUCAGAUACCUCCACAAUUGGCAAGUCCACCUCCUCCAUUACUGGCAAUUUCAUUUCCGUCAGGUCAACCUGUUAAUAAUAUAGCACAGCAAAGGUUCCGUGCACCUCACUUACCACCUAAUUUUCAGUGACACUGAACUUUAAGAAUUUCCUGUAUGUAUGUAAAUACUUUUUAUUUAUUUAUUUUUUUUUCAGCAUGUAAGAAGAAAUGUUGUUGUUUAUUCUUUCAUUGUAAGCAGUGAAAAAUGUUUGUUUUUAUGAAAGACUGAAUAAAUGGUGAUUUAUGUAAAUAU